AUGGUGCGCCACGACGACAAGCCCGUGGCAAAGCCGAGCGCGUUCCGCGAGUUUACGGGCGCGUUCCGCGAGAUGUUCUCGCGCGGCAAAAGCGAUGGCAACUACCCGCCGCUGGAGCGAAUCUAUGCACUGAUGAUGCCCGAGAAGCGCAACAUGUUGGUGGCGCUUGUGCUGCUGCUCAUUGCCUCGGGCGUCACGCUCAGUGUCCCGUUUACGAUCGGCAAGGUGGUCGACUUUUUUUCCACGCCAGAUGUGUCGCUGCCGCUUGGUCUGACGCUCCCGACCGUGGCCGCGCUGCUUUUGCUUGUUUUCGCGUUUGGCGCCAUGGCGCGUGCAGGGUCGAACAUCCUGCUUGAGUUGAGCGGCGUGCGUGUGAUCCAGAGGAUGCGCGACCGCACCUUUGCAAGUGCCAUCCGCCAGGACGUCGCGUACGCGGACAAGGGGGGAGGAGACACGGUCAGCCGCAUCAAUAUGGACUGCAACAUUGUCGGCGACGCCAUCACGACCGACCUCGCCGACGGCGUGCGCUCUGCCGUCACCGUCUGUGCCGCCGGCAGCGCCAUGUUCUUCAUCAGCACCAAGCUCACGAUGGUUAUGAUGUGCGUCAUCCCUCCGGCUGCGCUCGGCGCCGCGCUCUACGGGCGCUUUUUGCGCAAUCUCACACACCGCACCCAGGACGCCGUCGGCCACAUGACGCGCUUCACCGAAGAGCGCCUGAAUCCUCCUGCCUUCCGCACCAUUACCGCAUACAAUGCCCAGCGCUCCGAGUGCAAGCAGUUUGACCGGCAUGUCGAGGACAUUGUGCGCCUCCAGACGAAGGAAGCGUACGCGGGCGGCAUCUUUCACUCGGGCCUCGGGUUCGUCGGGAACUGUGCCAUUGUCACGCUGCUCACCUACGGCGGCCACCUCGUCAGUCUCGGCCAGCUUACUGUGGGCGAUCUCACUUCGCUGCUCAUGUACACUGCGUACCUUGGCGGCGGCGUGAUGCUCAUGACCUCCUUCUUUACCUCGCUCAUGAAAGGCGUCGGCGCGGGCGCGCGUGUCUUUCAGCUCUUGGACCGCACGCCCGCCAUCAAGCUGGGCGCGGGACGCGCGCUGGACGUGGCCAAGGUCGACCGCCGCGGCGCGCACAUUCACUUUGACAACGUGCGCUUCAGCUAUCCUUCGCGCCCCACGUCGCCCAUCCUCAACGGCGUCACGCUCGACAUCAAGCCAGGCAGCAGCGUGGCUUUGGUCGGGAGCUCGGGUGCCGGGAAGUCCUCUGUCCACGCCCUCCUGCUCCGCUUUUACGAGCCGGACAGCGGCACGGUCGAGCUCGACGGCGCCGACGUGCGCGAAUUCACGCCGGAAUCGCUGCGCUCCGUCAUGGGCGUCGUGCCCCAGGAACCCAUCCUGUUCGAAGGCACCAUUGCGGACAAUAUCGCGUACGGCUUCCCCAGCGCCACGCGCGCACAGGUCGAAAACGCAGCGACCGCGGCGCACUGCACCGAGUUCAUCCGGAUGAUGCCCAACGGAUUCGAUACACGCAUCGGCCCCCGCGAGCUCAGCGGCGGGCAGCGCCAGCGAAUUGCCAUUGCCCGCGCGCUUAUUCGCGAGCCGAGUGUCCUCCUCCUGGACGAGGCCACGUCUGCCCUCGACUCUGCCUCGGAACUCCUGGUGAAUCAGGCAGUGACCGACAUCAUCGAGGAGGGCCGCGUGACCGUGUGGAUCAUCGCUCACCGCCUCAGUACCAUCCGCGCGGCCGGGCACAUUAUGCUCCUCAACGACGGCCAGAUUGCAGAGUCGGGCACGUUCGAGCAGCUCGACCGCCCCGGCACGCAGUUCCGCGCGCUGAUGGCCACCCAGCUCACUUCCGUCACCGACGCGCCCCCGGAGCGUCCUUUCGCCGACCGCACGCCCGGCGCGCGCCGCGGAUUGCACACCGCACGCCGCGCCGCGCCGCAUAAACACGUGCCAAGCCCUGUGUGGAGCGUCCAGACGCUUGUGCAGCGCGCUUUGGCCAAGCACCAGCUGCGCCUCGACGAUGCGUUGCUGCACCGUCUGCACGAGCUCGCCGCCCUGCCGCAGCCCGAGAAGGAAACCUUGCGCCGCUCAUCGCCAUGA
Messenger RNA from Malassezia vespertilionis, 2103 nucleotides. RefSeq lists its product as uncharacterized. Gene Ontology annotation, cellular component: membrane. The transcript has 4 exons. Gene Ontology annotation, molecular function: ABC-type oligopeptide transporter activity; ATP binding; ATP hydrolysis activity. NCBI's taxonomy places the organism in Eukaryota, Fungi, Basidiomycota, Malasseziomycetes, Malasseziales, Malasseziaceae. Gene Ontology annotation, biological process: transmembrane transport. Bases 1 to 2103 code for a protein of 700 amino acids. The record is from RefSeq and is a predicted model, not a curated record.